Messenger RNA from Syngnathus typhle (broad-nosed pipefish), 3560 nucleotides. It is a transcript of the gene itgb8, whose product is annotated as integrin, beta 8. Gene Ontology annotation, molecular function: integrin binding. Bases 50 to 2425 code for a protein of 791 amino acids. NCBI's taxonomy places the organism in Eukaryota, Metazoa, Chordata, Actinopteri, Syngnathiformes, Syngnathidae. The record is from RefSeq and is a predicted model, not a curated record. Gene Ontology annotation, cellular component: focal adhesion; integrin complex; cell surface. Gene Ontology annotation, biological process: cell migration; cell adhesion mediated by integrin; integrin-mediated signaling pathway. The transcript is spliced from 16 exons.
UCCACCUAGCCUCCCCGCUCGGUCUGGUCACCCACCCGGCGUGGAUAAUAUGACUUCCUGGCCAUUCACAUAUGGCAGCGUCCCUCUGUGUCUCCUGCUCAUAGUGGCUCUCUGCGCUGGAACCUCCCAUCCGGGCGACAACGUGUGUUCGUCUGCCGUUAUUACGUCUUGCCAAGAGUGUCUGAAACGUGGACCACAGUGUUUUUGGUGCUUCAAGAAGGAUUUUCUGGAGGGGGCGGGUUCUGGCCAUCGCUGCGAUUUACAGGUGAACCUGCUCAGAAAAGGUUGCGGUCCAGAGUUCACGGAGAAAUCAGACGUCAAAGUGGAAGUCAACGCCACCGUCAGCAGCACACAAGUGUCCCCGCGAGACAUCAGCCUCACGCUCGCACCAGGUUCAGAGGCUACCUUCGUUGUUGCCGUCAAGCAGCUGGCGCGGUAUCCAGUGGAUCUUUACUACCUGGUGGAUGUAUCCGCUUCCAUGCAAGAAAAUCUCGAUCAUCUCAAGACGGUGGGUGUAGCUCUCUCUCUGCGUAUGACGGAGUACUCCUCAGACCUUUGGCUCGGUUUCGGCUCCUUUGUGGACAAGCCGGUGUCGCCUUACAUCAACGUGCAUCCUACCAAGAUCAACAACCCCUGCAGCGACUACGAGAUACGCUGCCGUCCCGCCCACGGCUUCCACCACGUCUUAAGCAUGACUGGAAAUAUGAGCGAGUUCACGCGCGUCAUCAAACGCCAACGCAUCUCAGGUAACAUGGAUACACCUGAGGGAGGCCUGGACGCAAUGCUGCAAGCUACUGUGUGCCAGAGAGCUGUGGGUUGGCGUCCAGAAGCCAAACGUCUCUUGCUCCUGAUGACCGACCAGCCUUCUCACCUCGCCCUGGACAGCCGACUGGCGGGAAUUGUCACUCCGCACGACGGUCUGUGCCACCUGGAAAACAACGUUUACACUGAGAGCACCAGGAUGGACCAUCCAAGUCUGGGUCAGUUGUCUGACAAACUACUGGAAAACCACAUUUACUCCAUCUUUGCCGUGGAGAAACAGCAGUACCAGUGGUACGAGGAGUUAGUGCGCUUGCUACCUGGUUCCUACCUGGGGAAGAUAGGCUUCUUCCAGUCCCCAAACCUCAUCGAUCUAGUAGUGGACUCGUAUAAGAGCUUGCUGACAGAAGUGACGUUGUCAGUGUCAUUGGAUGACAAGGCAUUCAGCAGGUACUGGACGUCCGUGUCCCCCAUCUGUCCUGAAGGGACAACUGCUAAAGAGAGGAGCUGCUUGGGGGUGCAACCUAAUCAAACGGUCUACUUCAACAUCACGAUUGGCCUACACUCUUGCCCUGACCACGGAGCAGAUGAAGACAUUGAAGUGAUGGUUCGCCCCGUGGGCUACAAUGAAUCCACAACUGUUAGGAUCCACUCAAAAUGUCAGUGCAGUUGUGGGUCAAAAGGACACUGCCACGAGAGCGGCGACUCGCCAUGUGCGGCGGGGACUACACACGGCACUGGUCAAGAGCAGAGACCGCAACCGGCACUUAUCAAUGAAUCAAAGCGGAAUUGCCGAGCGGAAGGGUCUAAUGUGGACUGUAGCGGUCGUGGAGUGUGUGAAUGUGGGAAGUGUGUGUGUGAGCGCAGCAGACUUGGCACAAUCUAUGGGAAAUACUGCGAGAGCGAUGACUUUUCCUGUUCCUAUAACAACGGACUGCUGUGUGGGGGACAGGGUGUGUGUGUGUUGGGUGAAUGUGUGUGUGAGGAUAACUGGACAGGUGAUAGCUGCAGUUGUCCCGUCUCCACAACAACCUGCCAAUCUCCUGAUGGCUCAUUGUGUAGUGGACGAGGCACGUGCGUGUGCGGCCAGUGUGUGUGUGACAAUCACAAAUACGCCGGGGAUCUCUGCGAGAGAUGCCCUGCUUGUCAAAGCUCCUGCCAAUCACACUGGAAGUGUGUGGACUGUCACAUAUCUCAUGGCUUCAAACACAAUGAAUGCAACCGCACGUGCGACUCAGACGUCGUUUCCGUCGGUGAUAUGAUGUCAGCAGGGGGCAAGUGGAUUCAAUGUAUGUACAUCGGUAGUGACAAGUGUCGCUAUUGGUUUCAAACAAAUUCAGAGUCUGGAUGGAACCAGCUUCACGUUAGCACAAGAGCAGAGUGUGCCAGCAGCGGCCGGCUGGUUGGGACCUUCCUAAGUGUGUGUGCCCUAACGGUUCUAUGCGGGCUGGUGGUGGUGGCAGUGUCCAGGCUGCUUCUGCAGAAAAGAGGCUGGCCCCCAGGGGAUGCCACUAAGGCUGGAGAAUAUAACUGCACUGGCAAGGAACUAUCCUACAUUCCAACAAGCAACGAGAAGACGGUAACUUAUAGAAGAGACCGACCUUCUGACCAUUCGGUGGAGAUGACCGUCCACGUCAAGAUGCCCCUUGGGGAACCCUGGCAGUGACGGGAGGGGACACAUUCCAUUGAGGAGAGUUGGACUCUGUUCUACUUUGCUGAUGGUAGUAAGCAAUUGAAAACCUCCACUAAAUGAUGAUUUUACUUUAAGACUCUGGGACUGAGAUGGCCAGUACAGUAUUGUGGCUAUGGGCCUGACAAGAGCACAAGUCCUCGAAACUGCCCGUAUAGUAGCACUGAGUCUCUACAAAGGUGAUUGAUGUGUGUUUGCGUGUGGCCAGUGUGGUGUUAAGGCUCUUCAAGUCUAGUCAUAAUUUUGCGCUUCAAAUAUUCUGGCUCAGGCAUAGACUGCCCUCUUGUGGCAAACCCGGGGUACGACUUUUUAUUCCACCAUUAACGCUGUCUGCACACAGUCUUUUUGCGUUCCAUGACAUUUGGGUGAAUUUACGACGUGCACUUGUGACUAUUAUUUUCUAUUUAAUAUUAGUAUUGUGUUCUCCAGUGAUUCACAUUGCAUUUUAAGCGGUUUCACUAUUUGUGUGAACUGAUCCUCUACAUUGCAUUUUUUUUUUUCCAGAGGUGUUUCAUGUGAUUUUAAGUUGUCAAUCUGACUUGCACUUGUUUUGCAUUAUACUACUGAGGUGUCCUUUCAUUACAGGGCAUGAGAGCUUUUCAGUGGGAUCAAAAUAACAUUUCUGUGCUAAAAUGGGCAUUAAGGGUUCGGUAACAAAUCCACUGGAAUAAGACUCAAACGCUAACAUUUACCUGGAACUACAUAAGCAUGAACAUGUGACCUCAAAUGAGAAGUGUAAGUUGGCCAUCUGCCACAAGCAAUUGAACUAGACUGAUGACUUGAUUCCUUGGUACUAGGAAAGGGCUCAAAAGGUACUGCGAUCCAAAGUGAAAGAGCGUUGUUCUACUCCUAGUCUCGUGCACUAGAUGACUUCCCAGUCCUUUCCCCUUUUGUGAUUUUAAUUUGUGGUGAUAAUGUUUACAGCAAUAGCUGCUUGAUCUUUUUUUUUCCAGCUAAGAGAUGAACACUACUAUUUAUUGUAAUGUAUUUUCUUAUUAAUUGACAUGUAAAUGGUAUUAUUCUACAAUGAGUCUACUUGAGUUGCAAAGUUGGUUUCUGUACAAAAAAAAAUCAGCAAUAAGUGAAUCAUCUCAUUAAAGUAACAGCAGCA